AUGAACACUUUUACUGUUCCGCCCGGCUACAAGUUCCGACCCACAAGUCAAAUAAUUCUUAUCACACAUCUUAAACCUAUAGUUUUUGGUGAUUUAGAAAAUCUACUUGCAAGCAAUAAUAAUAUACGUGAAGCUGAUAUCUAUAGUUGUCAUCCAUCUGAGUUAUAUCAAGACUUGCAACACAACGAUGACGAAUAUAAAAUCGAACGUUAUUUUUACACUACAUUGAAGAAAGUUAGUGACAAUGAUAGUAAGAAUGGAAGAAACUACGUAAGAAAUAUUGAAAAAAUUGGAAAGUGGCAUGGUGAGUAUACCAAGACAAUUCUUGAUGAUCAUGGUGAAGUUAUAGGGUAUGAUAAAUAUUUCAAGUUUGUAUCAGAAACAAAAGAUGAUAACAAGACGGAGGAAUGGAAUAUGCAUGAGUAUUCUUUAAAACAAGAGCUUAUACCAGAGUAUAUUGAUGAAAAGAAGAAGAAUUUAGUGGUAUGUAAGAUUGUCAAGAUAGUGAAGGCUAAUCGCAUAGUCAAAAACAGAAAUAGAGUGUUGAUUCUUUUGAGAUGUGCACAAGCACAACCUUGUUCUUGUCAUGGUAGUAGUAAUAAUAAUAAUGACGUGAUUAUGAUAGCGAAUUAUGCGGAACAACAACAACAACAACAACAACAACAACAACAACAACCAAGUGAUCAGAUUAUUGUUAAUCACUCGGAAGAUAGUACUAUUGUUGGUAGCAAUGUCGUCAAUAAUGGUAGUGACAUGAAUAUGAUGACGAAUUAUGUCUUUAUUGAUCAACAAGAGGAAGAACUAUCGUGGAAGAACCAACAAUCAAGUGAUCAUAAUUGUUAA
This is a messenger RNA of Beta vulgaris subsp. vulgaris (sugar beet), 843 nucleotides long. Its product is annotated as NAC domain-containing protein 76-like. Lineage: Eukaryota; Viridiplantae; Streptophyta; Magnoliopsida; Caryophyllales; Amaranthaceae. The record is from RefSeq and is a predicted model, not a curated record. Gene Ontology annotation, biological process: regulation of DNA-templated transcription. Gene Ontology annotation, molecular function: DNA binding. The transcript has a single exon. Bases 1 to 843 code for a protein of 280 amino acids.